AUGCCCGCCGUGGUCUCCGAGCUGCACAGCCAGCCGGCUCCAGAGCCGAGAGCCGAGCCCCAGGAUGUUGCACCUACUGCUGCUGCAGCCGCCUCCAGCCCGGCCCCCGACCCCGGCCCUGGCCCCAGCCCCAGCCCCAGCCCACUGCCCCGGCCGAACGGGGAGAAGCAGUAUCUGAGGCAGCUCGAGCACAUCCUCCAGCACGGCUACAAGAAGGAGGACCGCACGGGCACCGGCACCGUGUCCGUGUUCGGCUUGCAAGCCCGCUACAACCUCCGAGAUGAGUUUCCUUUACUGACAACUAAGCGUGUGUUCUGGAAGGGUGUUCUGGAGGAACUGUUGUGGUUUAUUAAGGGUUCUACGAAUGCUAAGGAGCUCUCUGCCAAGGGAGUGAAAAUCUGGGAUGCCAAUGGAUCUCGAGACUUUCUGGACAAGCAGGGGGAAGGAGAUUUGGGACCAGUGUAUGGCUUCCAGUGGAGACAUUUUGGGGCAGAAUACAAAGAGAUGAACACAGAUUAUUCUGGGCAAGGAGUGGAUCAACUACAAAAAGUGAUUGACACAAUCAAAACCAACCCUGAUGACAGAAGGAUCAUUAUGUGUGCUUGGAAUCCUAAAGAUCUUCAUCUGAUGGAGCUGCCUCCAUGCCAUGCUCUCUGCCAGUUCUAUGUGUUGAAUGGUGAGCUUUCUUGUCAGCUGUACCAGCGAUCUGGAGAUAUGGGCCUGGGGGUGCCGUUCAACAUCGCCAGUUAUUCCCUGCUCACCUACAUGAUUGCUCAUGUCACAGGCCUGAAGCCCGGUGAUUUUGUACAUACUCUGGGAGAUGCUCACAUAUACUUGAAUCAUAUUGAGCCACUGAAAAUUCAGCUUCAGCGAGAACCAAGACCUUUCCCCAAGCUCAAAAUCCUUCAAAAAGUUGAAGCCAUUGACGAUUUCAAGGCAGAGGACUUCCUGAUUGAAGACUACAACCCAUACCCAGCUAUUAAAAUGGAGAGAUGCCGUCUAAAGCAACCUGAUGCCUGA
This is a messenger RNA of Dromiciops gliroides (monito del monte), 1020 nucleotides long. Its product is annotated as thymidylate synthase-like. The record is from RefSeq and is a predicted model, not a curated record. Lineage: Eukaryota; Metazoa; Chordata; Mammalia; Microbiotheria; Microbiotheriidae. Gene Ontology annotation, biological process: dTMP biosynthetic process. Gene Ontology annotation, molecular function: thymidylate synthase activity. Gene Ontology annotation, cellular component: mitochondrion; cytosol.